This is a messenger RNA of Gossypium raimondii (Peruvian cotton), 2667 nucleotides long. Its product is annotated as phragmoplastin DRP1B. NCBI's taxonomy places the organism in Eukaryota, Viridiplantae, Streptophyta, Magnoliopsida, Malvales, Malvaceae. The transcript has 16 exons. The record is from RefSeq and is a predicted model, not a curated record. Gene Ontology annotation, molecular function: GTP binding; microtubule binding; GTPase activity. Bases 184 to 2013 code for a protein of 609 amino acids. Gene Ontology annotation, cellular component: cytoplasm; microtubule; membrane.
CUUCGCCAACCCAAAUUUCUGAGUCGAACAGAAAACGACUGAUUCCCAUCUCAUUUCAGAAAUUCCUCAACCAAAAAACAAAAAAAAAUCACAUUUUUCUUCAAAAUGCGCUAGCUUCCGAGUCGACUCAUUCGUCUCGGCCUUAACUUCUCUUUUCAUUUUUUUUGACUCCGUCACUACAACAUGGAGAAUUUGAUAACAUUGGUGAAUAAUAUACAGAGAGCGUGUACCGCUCUUGGUGAUCAUGGCGAAGAAAGCGCAUUGCCUACCCUUUGGGAUUCCUUGCCUGCCAUAGCCGUCGUCGGUGGCCAAAGUUCUGGAAAGUCAUCAGUGCUGGAAAGUGUUGUUGGAAAAGAUUUUUUACCUCGUGGCGCAGGGAUUGUUACAAGGCGGCCUCUUGUGUUGCAACUUCAUAGGAUCGAUGAUGGAAAAGAAUAUGCAGAAUUUAUGCAUCUCCCAAAAAAGAGAUUCACCGAUUUUGCUGCUGUUAGGCAGGAGAUUUCUGACGAGACAGAUCGAGAAACUGGUCGUUCCAAACAAAUCUCUAGUGUUCCAAUCCAUCUCAGUAUCUUCUCUCCUAAUGUGGUGAAUUUGACACUGAUUGAUCUCCCUGGACUUACAAAAGUAGCUAUCGAGGGGCAAUCUGAAACAAUUGUGCAAGACAUUGAGAAUAUGGUUCGAUCAUUUAUUGAGAAGCCCAACUGUAUCAUACUUGCAAUUUCUCCUGCCAAUCAGGAUCUUGCCACUUCUGAUGCAAUAAAGAUUGCACGAGAGGUUGAUCCAAAAGGAGAUAGGACAUUUGGGGUUUUAACGAAGAUUGAUCUGAUGGACAAGGGUACCAAUGCAGUUGAUAUUCUAGAAGGAAAAUCAUAUAAGCUGCAGUUUCCAUGGGUUGGUGUUGUUAACCGCUCUCAAGCUGACAUUAACAAGAGUGUUGAUAUGAUUGCUGCUCGGCGUAGAGAGAGAGAAUAUUUUCAAAGUAGCCCAGAGUACAGUCACCUUGCUCACAGGAUGGGUUCUGAGCACUUAGGAAAGAUGCUUUCUAAGCAUUUGGAAACUGUGAUAAAGUCUCGAAUACCUGGUCUUCAGUCUCUUAUCAAUAAGACUAUUAUUGAACUGGAAGGAGAAUUGACCAAACUUGGGAAGCCUAUUGCUGCUGAUGCUGGAGGGAAGUUGUAUACCACAAUGGAAAUCUGUCGGGCUUUUGACCAAAACUUCAAAGAACAUCUUGAUGGCGUGCGUGCAGGAGGUGAGAAAAUAUAUGGCGUAUUUGAUAAUCAACUCCCUGCGGCUUUGAAGAGGUUGCAAUUUGAUAAACAUCUUUCAAUCGAAAAUGUACGGAAGUUAAUUACGGAAGCUGAUGGAUACCAACCACAUCUUAUAGCCCCUGAGCAAGGAUAUCGCCGUCUUAUUGAGUCUUGCUUGGUAACUAUAAGAGGGCCUGCUGAAGCAGCUGUUGAUGGGGUCCAUGCUAUACUAAAAGGAAUUGUUCAGAAGGCUAUAGCUGAGACAACGGAACUAAAGCAGUACCCAACUUUGAGAGUGGAAGUAGGGAAUGCUGCAUUUGAAUCGUUGGAGAGAAUGAGGGAAGAAAGCAAGAGAGCUACUCUACAGCUAGUUGAUAUGGAAUGUGGUUAUCUCACUGUUGAAUUCUUCCGGAAGCUUCCUCAAGAUGUUGAGAAGGGUGGAAAUCCUACACAUUCACUAUUUGAUAGAUAUAACGAUUCCUAUCUUCGACGAGUUGGUAGCACUGUCCUGCAAUACGUGAAUAUGACUUGUGCAAGUUUGAGGAACUCUAUCCCCAAGUCAAUUGUUUAUUGUCAAGUUCGUGAGGCCAAACGCAGCUUGCUUGACUUCUUCUUCACCGAAUUGGGUAAGAAAGAGUCAAAACAGUUGAGUAAGAUGCUGGAUGAGGAUCCAGCAGUUCAACAACGUCGUGCCAACCUUGCAAAGCGACUAGAAUUGUACAGGAGCGCACAACAUGAGAUCGAUGCUGUUGCCUGGUCCAAGUAGUUGAAAUGAGAUUAGCCAUAGAAUUUGUUACUCAGAGAGUACAUUUGAAAUUUCUUUUCUUAAUUAGAAGAUUUUGGAUCUUUGAAUACUAAUUCAGAUCUAUUUGAAGGACUGGUUUAAUGCAGGAACAAGCAUUCAUUGGUUAGGUAAGCAUACUUGUUCUGUCUGAAUUAAUACUGCCACUAUAACUUAGCAUUGACUUAUUAUAUACCUAUCUCAGAAAAGAAAUUUAAAGUUCCUUGGAUGUUUUAGUAACAACUGACAAUAAGGUUGAAUUUUUGUUAUGUUGAUGGCAGUGAAGUUAAUGGCACUGAUUUGCAGUGACAGGUAUAUUUAUUGUUAUUACUAUGUAUCAAACAUUAUCAUAAAAUAUUGCAUAAGAAAGGAGCCACCUGGUUAUUUUCACCGCAAGACUCCACCAUGUGUCCAAGCUCCAUGGCUAGGAAUUCUAGAGUCAAACCCUGUUUUGAGGAGUGAAGACAGGCCUAUAUUAAUGGAGGUUGACCUCACACAAGAAAUAUUAUGUUGCACCGUUGUGAAAAAAAGAGAGUAAAGGCCUCAACAUACCUGCGAACAACUCCAGAUUUAUUGCUUGUAAUAAAUUUUCUGUUAGGGUGUUGUUUCUCAUAAUCAUUUUAGUUUUAACUUUAGCAC